Molecule: messenger RNA, 1233 nt
Organism: Toxorhynchites rutilus septentrionalis
Lineage: Eukaryota; Metazoa; Arthropoda; Insecta; Diptera; Culicidae
Gene: Osi20
Exons: 2
Coding region: 137-1048 (303 amino acids)
Source: RefSeq, a predicted model, not a curated record
UUAAUCAACACGCAUAGAUUAUAAUAAUCGAACGGGUCGCCUCGGUUUAGUUUAGUGGCUUACGUCCUGCGGCACUUCCCUGGGUGCAUUAGCGAAAGCAAGUCGCGUUAACUUGACGAUAAAUUAUAAAUAAAUAAUGAAAUCGGUGACGUGUUUGUUAGUGUUUGGCGCCGCCCUGUUCGGGGCCGUGUCCUGUGCAUCGAUCGCCUCGAAUCUGAUCGAAGGCACCCCACGGAUCGCCACCAGUGAGCAGCUGCUGUCGUCCAUCGUGAACGAGUGCUUCGAGGAUGGCUCGGUGAUGAACUGCCUGAAGGGCAAGGUGUUGAUCUAUCUGGACGGAGUGUUGGGACUGCGCGAGGAACAGGCUCGUGCCUUCGAGGAACAGAACGUCGACAAGGUCAUCUUCGACCGGGUGGCACGAGUGCUGGCCACGCACGAGUUUAAGCUGCAACUGCCAGAGGAUACUGUCGUGAGCUACCGGGCCGAUAAGGGGAUGGACUUCAAUGUGCCAGCAGGACUUGCCACCGAGUCCCGUGGUCAUUUACUGAAGAAGAAACUCCUGCUUCCAGUGUUGCUGCUGCUGAAGCUGAAAAUGAAGGCCCUGAUGCCGAUCUUCGUCGCCCUGAUCGGUCUGAAGGCGAUGAAAGCGCUGCUCCUGUCCAAGCUUGCCAUCGCCAUGGUGCUCGGAUUUCUGGCCGCCCAGCUACUCAAGAAAUCCGGCCUCGGAAUGCCGAUGUCGAUGAUGCCAAUGAUGCCACCGGUUGCAGAAUACGGUGCACCUGCUCCGGCCUCUACCGAACCCCCAUCCAGCUACAACCCAUCCGCUUGGGAGCCCCAAACUGGUGGACCGUACUCUCGCGUCUGGGAGCCAUCGACCUCCUCCUCGUCGCAUAAUCUGGCCUACAACUCGUACUAUCCAAGCUCCAGCGGAUCCAGCAGCUCCGGCUCGUACAGCUCGACGGCCUACAAUGCGGGAACGUCUUCCGGCUCGUCACCCUCCUCUUCGGCAUCAUCAUCAUCCUCUUUGAGUUCGGCCCACGCUUACUAGAGAGUGGUUUCAAAAAUACCAAAAACAAACCCACGUUCAAACCCGAACAAAACAAAUGUACAGCCAAAAAAUUUGAAGGAGUAAAAAUAUCAAAGAUUAUCGACGGUGAUAACACUUUAAACCUGGCCAACGGUUAACCUUCUUGAUUGGGUACGUCAAUCAAACCAAGGGAUGACCGGUCACUA